Messenger RNA from Gigantopelta aegis, 2127 nucleotides. RefSeq lists its product as uncharacterized. The record is from RefSeq and is a predicted model, not a curated record. The transcript is spliced from 3 exons. NCBI's taxonomy places the organism in Eukaryota, Metazoa, Mollusca, Gastropoda, Neomphalida, Peltospiridae. Gene Ontology annotation, molecular function: nucleic acid binding; aspartic-type endopeptidase activity. Bases 1 to 2127 code for a protein of 708 amino acids. Gene Ontology annotation, biological process: proteolysis; DNA integration.
AUGUGUUACAGCAAGGUUGGCAAGCCGGGUGGACAGAAAACUAGGUCUCACCGAGAUGUUAGUGGUGUGACUGAAGAUUCAAGAGAAAAUGCAUUUCUAGGUGCAGUUUCCAAGAUGGGGGUCGCAUCUUGGUAUGUUAAUGUUUUCAUGGAGAACCAAAGUGUGCGUUUCAAGAUGGACACAGGUGCAGAUGUAACUGUCAUCCCAGAGGGCUGUGUACCAGAGAUAAAAACUCCACUUCAGAAGUCUAUGAAAGAACUGUUUGGCCCUGGCCAAAACUCACUGAAUGUGUUGGAGGUCUAUGUUGUGAAGAAUCUGCAAGAGCCACUGUUAGGCAGGCCAGCGAUUGAAGCAUUACAACUGAUAAAACGUAUCGAGUCAGUUCAGAGUACAUCCAACAGUUACAGAGAGGUAUAUCCUAAGCUCUUCUCGGGUCUGGGUAAAACAAAGGAAACCUACAAGAUUAGACUGCAAGAGAAUUCUGUACCAUAUGUCGUCUCUGCUCCAAGACGGGUACCACUGCCGCUGCAGAUGAAGGUAAAAAAAGAACUGAACCACCUGGAGGAGCUAGAUGUGAUUCGUCCAGUGACCACACCAACAGACUGGUGCACACCAUUAGUAGUGGUGCCUAAAGAGAAGAAAGACACAAUCUGCUUAUGUGUAGAUCUGACAAAGUUGAACGAGAGUGUCAAGCGAGAAAACUAUCCUCUUCCUUCCACGGACCAGCUGUUAGCACAGCUUGCAGGAGCGACAGUGUUUACUAAGUUGGACUGUAAUAGUGGUUUCCACCAAGUGCCAUUAGAUGAAGGUUCACAAGAGCUGACAACGUUUAUUACUCCAUUCGGGCGCUUUUGUUAUAAAAGGCUGCCCUUUGGAAUUUCUUCAGGUCCUGAGGUGUUUCAUUGCAUCAUGUCACAGUUGUUGUCUAUCAUCCCAGGAGUGAUUUGUGACAUUGAUGAUGUCCUGGUGUCAGGGCACAGCCAGCAGGAACACGAUCAGAGGCUGAAGGAGGUUUUGCAGAGACUGGAAGAUGCAGGACUGACCUUAAAUGAAAAAUGUGUUUUUAAUCAGAGCCAUAUUAAGUUCUUGGGACAUAUUAUCUCUAAGGAAGGUGUGCAGAUGGAUCCAGCAAAAGUAGAAGUGAUCCAGAAGUUACCUUGUCCCCAAAAUGUGCCAGAAUUGCGCCGUGUUCUGGGCGUGAUUAAUUUUGUGCAGAAGUUUGCUCCAGACCUCGCUGACCAGACCAGACCUCUCCGGGAGUUGCUAAAGAAAAACUUGGGAAGAAGCACAGGAACAGGCGUUUAUGUUUGUCCAUUCUUCAUGGUGAGAGAUGACUUAACAGUCCAAGAAGGACUAUUAUUUUAUCGCACUAGACUUGUCAUCCCAGUGGAACUGAGGAAGGACAUUUUGACCCGAAUUCAUGAUGGCCAUCAAGGCAUUGUAAAGUGCAGAGCUCUGGCCAAGUGUUCUGUGUGGUGGUCAGGACUAUCUCAACAGAUCCAGUCCAUGAUAGAAAACUGUGCAAUCUGCGAGAAAGAGAGAAAAGCUAGACUUGAGCCAUUGAAGUCGAGCAGUGUUCCGGAUUUCCCAUGGCAGAAAGUGGGAAUGGACUUGUUUGACUGGCGUGGUAAGCAGUAUCUACUCGUAGUAGAUUAUUUCUUUCGUAACAUUGAGUUGGCUUAUCUACCAGCCUCGAAAUCUUCAGAGACUGUUAUUGUUCAUUGCAAGAGUAUCUUUGCACGACAUGGGAUUCCUGAAGUUGUUCAAUCAGAUAAUGGACCAAAAUUUGCAUCCCAGAAAUUCAGCAGAUUUGCUACAGAAUAUGGAUUCACCCAUGAAACCAGCAGUCCUCAUUAUCCGCAAGCUAAUGGAGAAGCUGAAAGGGCUGUGCAGACGGUCAAGAAUUUUCUGUUGAAAGCUGAAGACCCAUAUCUGGUGCUACUUAACUACAGAGCGACUCCUCUCCAGUGUGGUUUCAGUCCAGUAGAAAUGUCCAUGGGCCGUUGCCUGAGGACGAGAGUUCCAGUCGUCCCUGCCUUGCUUACUCCUGACUGGCCUAAACUGGCUGACAUGAAGUUGGCAAAUGCAAACCAGAAGGAAGUGCAGAAAAAGAACUUUGACAGGUAG